GUCCUGCGUGAGGCGGCUGCGUGUGGCGGCUGCGUCUGGUAGCAGGAGAAGAUGGCCGUUUCCGCAGGAGUUAAAGUUCCUCGGAAUUUUCGCUUGUUGGAAGAACUUGAAGAAGGACAGAAAGGAGUAGGUGAUGGUACGGUUAGCUGGGGCCUUGAAGAUGAUGAAGACAUGACACUUACAAGGUGGACAGGCAUGAUUAUUGGGCCACCAAGGACAAACUAUGAAAACAGAAUAUAUAGCCUGAAAGUAGAAUGUGGAUCUAAAUACCCAGAAGCUCCUCCAUCAGUUAGAUUUGUAACAAAAAUUAAUAUGAAUGGAAUCAAUAAUUCUAGUGGAAUGGUGGAUGCACGAAGCAUACCAGUUUUAGCAAAAUGGCAAAAUUCCUAUAGCAUUAAAGUUGUACUCCAAGAGCUAAGACGUCUAAUGAUGUCCAAAGAAAAUAUGAAGCUUCCACAGCCACCGGAAGGACAGACGUACAACAACUGAUUUUAGUGGAUCUCAAACUUGUCUUAAAUCAACAACUCUUGUUAAUGUCUUGAUUAAAUAUCACCAUGCAAAAUACCCACACAUUAAGUAAAAGAAUUCCAGCUGGUAAACAUGACCUGGACAGUUGUAAGAAUAUAUUUAAUAUAUGUACACCUAUUAUGUUUUCAGGUAACAAGAGAAGUGCAGCACAAUUUUUCUUUCUCUUAAAGCACUGUCAUUUAAACAUGAGCCUGAAGUAUUCAAAAUGAAUUCAGGUUUUCAAGACAAAAGCAUGACAAAGGAGUAUCAGAUGGCAACGGAAACCUUUGUCUCAAGAAGGAAGAACAGAACUGGCAUGCUUUAUCCAUCGUCCUUAGACCACAGUGAACUGUUUAAAGUAGCAGGUAUAAUGAGUAGUCACAAUUGUGUUCACUCUUGAAGUGGUGCGGGUGUGGGUGCUGACUGCUGUAGCAUCAAAAAUAGCUUCAGGAUUGUUUUGAUACCUGUAUUUAUAAUAAAAAGAUGUUUGGGGGGUAUUGAUGAAUCUCUGUUAAAAGCUGUUCCCGUUUGUUACAUGUAACAGACAUGAUAAAUAUUUGUUUACAGUCUUUGUUUAAUAAAACAUGCUUAGAAGUUUUAAGUGAAGUCAACAAAAAAGAAAUAGGUGUAUGGAUAUGUGAUUUUGAGAUUAAAGUUAGUCUUGAAAUGUAAAUAAAAUACGGAAUGUGUCCUCAGAGA
Molecule: messenger RNA, 1206 nt
Organism: Onychomys torridus (southern grasshopper mouse)
Lineage: Eukaryota; Metazoa; Chordata; Mammalia; Rodentia; Cricetidae
Gene: Ube2v2
Product: ubiquitin conjugating enzyme E2 V2
Exons: 4
Coding region: 52-489 (145 amino acids)
Biological process (GO): DNA damage tolerance; protein K63-linked ubiquitination
Cellular component (GO): nucleus
Source: RefSeq, a predicted model, not a curated record